Messenger RNA from Letharia lupina, 5934 nucleotides. RefSeq lists its product as uncharacterized. Gene Ontology annotation, molecular function: guanyl-nucleotide exchange factor activity. Gene Ontology annotation, biological process: intracellular signal transduction. Lineage: Eukaryota; Fungi; Ascomycota; Lecanoromycetes; Lecanorales; Parmeliaceae. The record is from RefSeq and is a predicted model, not a curated record. The coding region runs from base 1 to 5934 and encodes 1977 amino acids. The transcript has 3 exons.
AUGUCGUCGUCCUAUGCCUUAGAAAACCACCACAGUCCCUCGUCAUCCUCCUACGACCCCGCAGCUCAAGACAUCGAUCCUACAUCACGCCCUCCAUCCAUACCCCCUUUACCUGCCUAUGCCUAUACUCCCUCGGGGAAACGGCCCAGAGUGUCGACUUCCUUCGAACAGAGCACCUCUAGCGCUAGGGUCAACGGUACUGGGAGGGACUCUCCCGAUCCUCACGACUUCUACAGGCACCAUCAGCAUCAAUUCGGGAAAGCUUUGAAUGAUGGACUGGGCCAGGGAGAUAUAAGAGUGGAACGCCGUGACGGUAGCAUGGGCCACCAGCAGAGGUCUGGCCCUGUCUCGAGAGCCAAAGGGCAAAGCCUGCAUGCUGUACCGUCUCGCAUCAAUACCCACGACUAUCAUUCUUCUCCCACCUCCGACAGAUCUCCCUUGAGCGCCGCCAAGUCCAGCCCUACCCUAAACACUGCCCGAAAUCGGCAGACAUCGUUGAAGGACCUGGUGGACAAGUUCAACCAAACUCCUGACGAGACUUUGCCAUUACCAAGGAAGUCUAGCUCAAGAUCUCCGUCUGCAGGCUCCAACCCAUCAACCAGUGCUCAAAGCUUAAGACCUCGGAAUUCGUCCUUGUCAUUCCGCAAUGGAAAUGCCUCUUCGAGAAUGGGUUUGGUUUCGGAAUCAUCACGGUCCACUACCAAUGCAAGACCUCACCCUCGAAGAGGGCGGACGAAUGAGGAUGCGAAUACAAGUCCCAGAUCAAAGAGGGCUCCGAGGCCUCAACGGACUGAGCCCUCUGACCCCAAGAUGUCUGCUUCUCAAUCCAUGAUUGAUCUGGCUCCAUAUGUUGACAACGGUUCGCGAAGGCCUCUGUUUGGGGAAAUUUUGGCAAUGAGCUCUACCCUACCUGAUCCCGGCUAUGGCAUUGUUGCGACGCGUCGAAGGAGAGGAUCUGAGGGAAGUAUGCAUAGCCCUAAUCCAAUGUUUCCCGAGGAACGAAAUCGUCAUGUUUCCGAAGGCUCGCCGUCGUCGCCUUCUGCUUGGUACUCAGGGGUCAUACCGACAUUGGAAGAGAUCAAAACGGAGAAGCAGAUACCCAUUCUUCUCACAAACGUGCAUCGACGGACAAGGAGUGACUUCACUGGUGUGCCAUCCGGACCACCAGCGUCUACAAUGUAUGGACUUGAUCUUUCGCCAACACAAGAUCGACCGUCCUCUCCUAGCUCAAUUGGCACAUCGAAACGCAAUUCUCAAUCUCGAAUACCUAUCAGUACGCGACGUUUAAGUCCUACGUCCGAUUCUGGCAACUCUACCCCUUCUACGAGAAACAAUUCUGCAUUAGGUAGGACACAUAUGAAAUCUCCGACGAGGGUACUGGUCCCAGCCAAGAAGAACAAUCAGCGUCCGCGCAGUCCACAACGGCAACCAAGAUCAAACACUCCACAAAGAUCCCCACUGCGCGGUGAUGUUGGUGCUCAACAUACCGCGACUAGCCCUCGGCUUACAGCCUACAUCUCAGCUCCGAUGCCGAAGAAGUCUCCUCCGCUGCGCAGCUCGAGACCCCGCCAACCAGUCUCAAGUGCGUCAACCACAGCUUCUCGUGCCCGCGCUGCUGAUCGAUAUUCGAGCACCGAAAAUGGUAGCCUAAGGAACACACGAGAGAGCCGGCCUCGCAAGCCGCCAGAACUUGGUGCUGUGGAUUUUGCGGCAAGGAGGAAGAAAAUCCAGCAGGCUUUCACUCAGACUGUCAAGGAGAAUGAGAGACAAGAGGUCGAGGCUGAGCAGCGGAGAAUGUCGAUGGCUCAGGAAGAUCAGCAGCUGGAAGCGUCACACACCAGCGAAGAAAUUGAGGGACUUGGACAUCAGCAUGAUCAUCCCGGGCCAGCUGUCGAUCCCGGCCAAGAAGGCCAGCAAGAGGUGGAGGAGGAAAAAUUUCAAACUCCAGCGGAGGAAUUGCCCAAGUCGGAGCGCGAAUUAACAAUAAAUACUGGCCCUCUGUCAGAACGGUCUGUCCUGGAUCUGAGCAUGGAGGAUUCGCCCACUCUAGGCACGUACGAUCGAUUCUCGUCAAAUCUCUGUCGGGUGCAAGAAGGAAACGGAACGCCUCCUUCCGAUGUCGAACCCUCUUCUGCUAUCACAGCAGGUACAUCCGAUUCAGUGGACACGUUCUUUGACGAUGAGCCUCAGGAGGAUUCGCAGAAUAGCUCCAGAAAUCCAUCGCAAGACCAUCAGACUUUGCUCGACCAGAUUAUGCACAUGCGAGACUCGAGUCCUAGUCCCGAAUCUCCUCGACGUCCUAGUGCGACAGAAGAAUCGAGUUCCGACAAAGAUGAUCGAGAAUCAAUACAGAUCAUGCUUGGUGACACUCCUGUCCUUGAUAAAGCGCCGUUCAAGAGGCAUCGCGACGAAAAGCUGAAGGAUGCACCUCAAGGUGAAGAGCCUGAAAGUCGGUGGAGCAUGAGUUCGUGGACUUCUUCUACAAGGUCAAGGGAUGACCGAGACACACCGAUGGAGCGAAUCGACGAACACAGUCCCUCGAAUCCUACACAACCCAACGACCUAUCCACGUCCACUUCAACAAGCGAGCAGAUUCCGCAACAGGCAUGGUCUCCUGCAUCCUUCUCCUCACCUCGCACCGCUCGAACCACUUUGGAUAGUGAUGCUUAUAGCACAAUCAAUCGUGUCCUAGAUCAUUACCAUGACACUAAUGUUGUCAGUCCGGAGCUGAUGAAUGAUGUCCAACAACACAUCUUGACACAGUCUCCAGACCUUGCUCGUCAGGGGGGUUGGGACCCGAAGAAGGUGACGCAGCUGUAUCUGCAAGAGCUGGCGAAAAGAAGGUAUGAACAGUCUACUUCGAUGCCUGAUCCGCUCAAAUUUCAGAUCAGAAAACGGACAACAUCUUUAAGGGUACCACCGGUUCCUGAAAAAGAGGUGAGAGAAGAUCACGAUGAGAAAAUGGUAGAAAGCAUGGAACGCGGGCAUGAUGAUUCAACGCCAUCCGGUAAUAGACUUGCGAUCGACGAAGGGGAUCUGAAGCCAGCCAGGGCUAGUCUAACUGGACCAGACGAUUGGAACAUGUCGCCGUCACUCGGUGGUAUUUAUCUACAAGCGGAAGCCGUGGAUAGUCCUAUAGAGGAGAAACCUUCAUUACCACCAAAAGACUGGAAGACUUUGAAGAGAGAACUGGCAGAGAUGCCUAACCAGGCAGGCCAGCCAGCUGCGGACUCUCAUCCACAAUUACCUCCGAUUCAAGGACUUGGACUAGCAAUUAACAUCAUGCCGCCUCAAAAGGAUGACUCUCCAGUGAUACCUCCACCCCCAAUCCCCAUUCAUUCACCCCCGCCACCCCCAGCUGAUUCCGUCACUUCGAACGCCUACCCUGAUAAACCUCCCACCAAUGACCCUAUGGUGCCUUCCCUUCCCAGUCACGACUCAUCACGCCCCUCGAGAUCAAUGGAUUCAUCUGCGCAGCCAUCGGGCUCCUCUUCUAUGUUCGAAGACCGACCGAGUGUGGAGGGACCGUCAGUAUUAACGGAAUAUACCUCGAAAACCUCGUCGCCAUCUCCAGACCAGAAGCGCUUGACGAGACGGAGGCAUAUUAUCAAGGAGCUGGUUGACACGGAGCACUCCUUCGGCCAGGAUAUGAAGGUAGUCGACGACAUUUACAAAGGCACCUCAAACGUCAUAAUCAUUUCAGCAGAAGAUGUAAAGACCUUGUUCGGCAAUUCUGACCAGAUCGUCGCCUUUUCGACCAAUUUCCUUGACGCUUUGAAGGGAGCUUCCAAAUCAGUCUAUGUAUUGCCAAAGUCGAAACGGUGGCGAAGCAACCGUGUUAGCAAUGCAACGUCAUAUAGCGGGAAUACUGAUGAUCAGUCCUCAAUAAACGGACUUGAGCUCAGUGAUGAUGACAAGGACCGCAAGACCUUCAUUGGAGAGGCAUUUGGCCAUCACAUGGCGCACAUGGAAAAGGUGUAUGCUGAGUACUUGAAAAACCAUGAUGCUGCCAACCAAAAGCUUCAAGUACUGCAGAAGAAUCCCAAGGUGCAAAUCUGGCUCAAGGAAUGCCGAGCUUAUGCUCACGAUCUAACUUCAGCUUGGGACCUCGAUUCUUUAUUGGUAAAGCCGGUUCAGCGGAUUCUCAAAUACCCAUUGUUACUGGAACAACUCUUGGAAGCAACGCCAGAGAACCAUCCUGAUUAUACGGCUUUGGACAUUGCUGUUCGAGAAAUCAAAGGCAUCUCCAUGAGGAUCAACGAGAGCAAGAGGCGUGCCGAUAUCAUGGAGCAGGUGACAAAUAACAGAAAGCGCAAGGAAUCAGAUGUUCGCAUUGGCCUCUCCAAAGCCUUUGGUCGUCGAACAGAGAAGCUCAGACAACAGGUUGGCUUGUCGGAUAUGGUGGAAGACAAAGCCUAUUCAGCGGUUUACGACAAGUUCGGCUCAUGUUUCUUCCAGCUUCAGGUCGUGAUGAGGGACGUGGAAAUGUACACCAACGACGUUCAAAUUUUCAUGAGCCGCUUUUGCGAAUUCGUUCUGGCAAUGGAGGCGCAUAUCGAUGUCGGUCAGACAAGCUACCCGGAGGUCGAGAGCAAGUGGCGAAAAUUCAGGAUGUCCACGAGGGAAAUGUCGAUGACGGCCCUAACGGAUCAUAUCGCCGCUGUUCGCAAGAAUGUGAUUGAACCCAUGAUGACACUAUUGAGACUUUACGAAGGCCCUCAAAAGUUGACGCAGAAACGCAACAAGCGAAUCAUGGACUACGCGCGUUUCAAAGCUAUCAAAGACCGAGGAGACAAACCAGAUAAGAAAACCAUCGAGCAAGGCGAGCAAUUCAUAGCCGUCAACGAUACCCUCAAAGACGAGCUGCCGAAGCUGUUCUCUUUGACAAGCAAACUGGUGGAAGCAUGUCUUAACAAUUUCGUUCAGCUCCAAUUGCAAUGGCACAUUGUCUGGCGGAGGAAGCUGAGCCAGGCCAUUGAUGAUAAUAAAGUACCGAGCAAGGCGCAAGACAUUGUCGAUGCAUUUACCGGUGACUUUGCUUUCUACGAAGCUCAAGUCCUUUCACUUGGCGUUUGCAACGGUUCCAUGCUCAACGACGCCGCCAACUUUCUUUCGCCCUCGACCACGUUCAAUGGUGACGAUAGCACUUCGCAGAGGCAGCCUUCCUCGGUGGAACUCUCAAAACGGCGUACGCUUUCCGUCAGCAGUGACAAAUCACCCAUACUGCCCAAGCCGGACUUCGGAGGCCGGAGCAGUGGAAGUUUCUUUACCAUUGGCGAUGGGAUUCAACUUGCACCCGCAGGGCAGCCCACGGGGAAUUAUGUGGAACCCAGUCGCCGCAUGCGGGCCAGUUCCACCCUCUCUGGCCAUAGUCCGCGAACACCAGAGGUGCCCGGCAGCUACCAUUCUUACUCAAACAACACAACACCGGUGAGCUCGACUCCUGGACGCAUGAUCACUGCCGGCCCCCGGACUUUCACGGAGCCUUCGCCAGCUCAUUCUCGUCCAAGCGUUGACCAUUCGAGCAUUAGCCACGUCAGCGAAGACUCAACGCGUGUCGGUAGGGAUUCGUCGGGAAGUACAUAUCCUCCGGGCGGUCCCACAUCUCAGCAUCGCGCGGCUUCCCCUUCGGCCCGAUAUUCUGGCUUCUUCUCCUCGGCCAUGCCAAUGUCAGACUCUCCACGCAAUCAAUCUCCAGCACCCGGGCAAGCGCAGAAGGACUUCAAUGUCAUCUUCCUGGCAGCCAGCGUCUACGAGUUCAACAUUGAUCGUGCACGGAAAGAGGCAGGCUAUCCCUAUCUGACCUACGUUGCCGGAGAAAUCUUCGAUGUCAUCGGCGAAAAGGGCGAGCUCUGGCUCGCGAAGAAUCAAGAUGACUCGGACAACUUGGUCGGCUGGAUAUGGAACAAGCACUUCGUCAAGCUGGCCUCCUGA